AUGGCACAAAGAGGUAGAUCGAGAUCCAGAUCACAGACGAGAGCACAAAACACCCAAGAAUACGUCACGAUAGUUUAUCCCAAAUCUGACAUGACAUCAGAAGAGGUACGUGAAAAAGUAGUUAGUAACAUAGACAAAGCACGCCUUAAAGUCGGAGUCAAAGCAGUUAGAAAAAGGAUCACGCUGUUAAAGAUUACAAAAGCUUUUACUACCACCUCCACUGCCGCCCUCCAGAUCCUAGCCGGCACACUCCCAUUAGAUCUCAAAGUGGAAUUCGAGCGAGUCACAUACAGACUUCUGCACUUCAAAGAAUCAGUGACAUUAGAGGGCUCCAUUCUCCUCGAAGAAGCACUUUUGGAACCAUGCUUCAGUACAACAUCCCUACAUCCAGCCUCCCUCAAAGACUUCCGAUGGGGCAAACAUCCCCCGUCCGAUCAGGGUUUAGAGAUCUUUACCGACGGUUCUAAAGACGACACGAGAGUAGGCGCAGUUUUCCACAAUAGUCAAGAAUUUUUUCAAGAUCACUUCAGAGUCAGCGAUCAUGCCACAGUUUUUCAAGCGGAAUCCAUAGCACUUAGGAAAGCAGCCCUCUGGGCAAGCAGUUCAGAUUUUAACAAGAUCUCUAUCUACACAGACAGUAUGAGCGUCCUACAGAGUAUGAAUAAGACAGGCAAGAUUCCAGCGCAUAUUCAAUCCCUAAAAGAGCUUGUCUCUACUCUGAGUAAUACAAAGCAAGUCACCCUUCACUGGGUCAGAGGUCAUCAAGGGACAAGAGGCAAAGAACGGGCAGACAUUCUCGCAAAGGCCGCCACAUCACGCCAAGACUUAGAUAUCUCCCUUCCGAUCUCCACGAGAGCAGCCAAGCAUCACAUCCAAGAGGCUUUCAUGUCACAAUGGCAAGAAAGAUGGGAACAAGGGGACACCGGAAGAUAUACCUUCGCAAUCUUCCCGAUCGUCAGGCUGUCAAGAGUUACUCGAACCACUACACGGUUCAGGCCCUUUCCAAUCAUGGAAUGUUCCCCCAAUAUUUAG
Molecule: messenger RNA, 1032 nt
Organism: Stegodyphus dumicola
Lineage: Eukaryota; Metazoa; Arthropoda; Arachnida; Araneae; Eresidae
Source: RefSeq, a predicted model, not a curated record